CGCUUUUGAGUCGAGUUGUACAUACUUGUCUUGUUGGUCGUCAGCGGGCUACGGCUACGCCAACAAAGAAAGCCAAAAUCAACCUAAUCUACGCCAGUCUACGCAUUUUGAGAUUUCUCUGGUUGUCCUUAAGCAUAAUUAUUGAGCAGAUAAUCUCCUGGGCUCUGGAACUGAGCCAGAGGCUAAGAGACCGCAACCCACCACCAUCGCCAGUGACGGACGCCAGUCUGCUCUAGCUAGAGCAUACCCAUUCAAUAAAAAACUGCAGCCAGAUCAAGAAAAUCAACAUCCUGGACCAACCAGGAUUCGGCAAAGUGAUACGUAAAGACAAGCCGAAGCAAUCAAGAGGAGCUUCGUGCCCUUAGGAGAAUCGGGCCGCUCGUUUUCUGGCUGCUUCCAAUUUGACGACUGCUUCCGUGUUUCAUUUCCCAAAUGGUCUUUUGGUGAUUUGAUUGCUAUUGAUGCUUAUAACAGUCCAGGCAGGAUGAUUGACAAAGAGUGGGCUGCAGAGGCGAUCAAAAAUAUCGAGGAGCAGUUUCAGAAAAUUGACUGCAAAACCGAAUGGGCUAGUUUUUAUCAGCGUAUCCGCAAUGAAAGCAACAACUAUGAGUACACCUUUGAGGAAGCCAAAAAGCGUGAAAAUAAGAGCUUGAACCGAUACCGGGAUGUCAACCCUUAUGAUCACAGCCGAGUAGUGCUUGUGAAAGGCACCUCUGAUCAGGAUAAGCAACGCUCUGAUUAUAUCAAUGCCAGUCUGAUUCAAAUGCCAAAUGCUCACCGACGGUACAUCUUGGCCCAAGGGCCUCUACCGCACACAACGGAUCACUUUUGGUUGAUGAUCUGGGAGCAAAACUGCAAGGCUGUUGUCAUGCUUAAUAGAGUUAUUGAAAAAAAUCAGAUCAAGUGUCACCAAUAUUGGCCUCUGGGGCAUUUGGAAAACAAGGAGAUGCAUUUCCCUGAUGUGAAUUUGAAAGUAGAAAAUGUGACUGAAACGCAAAUGGAUUAUUAUACAACAAGAAUUUUCAAAUUAACCAACUUGGACACUGGCAUAAGUCGUGAAGUGCACCACUUUCAUUAUACCACCUGGCCUGAUUUCGGAGUGCCGCAGAGUCCACUAGCAUUUCUCCAUUUUCUCAUGGUGGUUAGACGAAGUGGGGCAUUAGAUGAAAAUGUUGGGCCUCCUGUCGUGCAUUGCUCGGCUGGAAUUGGCAGAUCUGGAACUUUUUGCCUUGUAGAUUUGUGCCUUCUUUUGAUGGAAGGAGGUGAAAAAGAAGUAAAUGUCCGGGACGUCCUAAUGGAAAUGCGCAAGCACCGAAUGGGUCUCAUCCAAACAAUGGACCAACUCCGAUUCUCAUACUUGGCCAUACUCGAAGGCGCUAAAAGACUACUGAUUCGAGAUCCAACUCUGUCUGAGUUGGAGAUUUUUAGAGUCGAGGAUGCCGAGGAGGAAGAUGAAGACACCCCUCCGCCAAAGCCUCCUCCAAGAGGGGAAUCUCUCAGACAUAACAUUAAUAACCUGGUUCCUGGAGAUGCGCCGAGACCACAAAUUCUUCCAGAACUGCCUCCUGACAUGCCUUUACCACACGAGCCGCAGAAUAAUUCUAACCAGUUCAGUGACGAAGAACCCAACAGGCAAGGGAGUGUACUUCGUCGUCGACGAAGACAGGAGCGUUUGGCUGAGCAGGUCAGGGAAAUAAAACGCAAACGGCAGGAAGCAGAGUCGUGGCAGGAGCUGAAGAAAUCUAUUUUGCAACCCCUGAGGCUAGGGGUGGGAGUUUUGCUCUUUGGGGGAGGUGCAUACCUCUACUACAGAUUGUUUGCCACAAGUUAAACAGGUCCAAUUAUUGUCAGAUCGAAUGAAUUGCAUCUCGUUGCACCUAUUUUCAAGGCACAUAUGUAAAUAUAUAAUUAUUAUAAUAAAAUUGGGCAAAAAUAAACUAAUAUAAUAUGAAUAACCUUUUUAGUUCUAGGCCAAAUUCUAGUUAUGGGUUGAUGACUCACUAUUUUAAUUUGGCUAGUUUAUUUUAUUACACUGCAGUGUACCAAGAAAAUUUAGUUUUAAAAACAGUUCAGUUGAUUUAUAAGCGGAAGUGUAAAAUCAAAAUACAUUCCAAUAAUUUUAAAACUGUCUCAAUACAACAUGCUAAAACUUGGUAAAAGUUUUGAACUGUGACAAAGCGGGUCAGUUAGUGACGUGACCUUAGUUACCAGGUGCCGGAGGUAUCUUUGGGCUCACUAAUAAUUUACACCAUGUUUAAAUUAAAAAUCACAAAUUAGCCACUUCAAAAUCAAAUUCAACAUAAUAUUUUUUUUUUAUUGAAAACAUCAGGAAAAAUAAUUACUAUCCUGUUAAUUUCAAAUGUUGGGGCCACUUCCAGUGACUUCAACAAACAGUUAUGAGUAAAUGAAUUAACAAUAUCAUAAAGAAUAAUAAUGAAAACAAUACACAAGUUUAGUAUUAAAAAUUCCUUUUCUUAUUCUGCCAAAUUUGUAAUUUUAAUUAUAAAACGGUAAUUAUAAUAAAUAUUAAUAAUAAUUUGCAAGCGAGCAAGGCUUUAAAUUUCUGUUUUUGAUGCAACAAAGUAUAAUUGCUUAAUAUUUUGUUGGGUUUUGAAGUGGCUAAUUGACUGUUUUUCUUUUUUAAAGAAAAUAUAUUGAAAUAUUGAUAUAUAGAAUGAAACAUAUGAGAACUUAAACAUGUGACUUACAUUUGCAAGCUCACCGCAGAUUUGCACUUUAGAAAUUGAUGUUUUUUAUGCAAAAUCUGACUGCCUUCCCAUUGGGAUAUGUUUACCUGAAGGUGGCGAGUAUUGGUGUUUUCUAAUUAUACAGAGAAAAUAAAAAAAGAAAAAUGUUUAAACAAUCGACCUAUUUUACUUUAAUUUGCCAGAUUUAGAUCUACCGACCGUCCGGCGGCGGCGGCGUGGUAGACCAUUAUGAUUAAAUGGAUCUUAAGAUCGAGAUCAUCGUUGACUUCACUUUCAGUUCUAUCUGAAAUUAUAGGCGCUUUGUCUCUUCAUUGUUAGACGAGAUAGAGUUUCUAAUUUUUAAGCUGAUAUUUUGAGGCCAUUUCUGCGUUCAUGUUUUACCCUAUAGGUUUGCGCCAUUAUAUAUAAUAUUCCACUUUGAGAUUUCAGAUUCCGGAAGGCAAGCUCCUUUUUAAUUUUUUUUCUGCUUUUAUUUAUCCAGCCAUCAUCAUUAUUUUUUCACAAUCUUGAGU
Neocloeon triangulifer is the source of this 3220-nucleotide messenger RNA. RefSeq names its product tyrosine-protein phosphatase non-receptor type 1-like. The record is from RefSeq and is a predicted model, not a curated record. Gene Ontology annotation, biological process: protein dephosphorylation. Gene Ontology annotation, molecular function: protein tyrosine phosphatase activity. The transcript is spliced from 9 exons. Bases 485 to 1831 code for a protein of 448 amino acids. Lineage: Eukaryota; Metazoa; Arthropoda; Insecta; Ephemeroptera; Baetidae.